This is a messenger RNA of Ixodes scapularis (black-legged tick), 3020 nucleotides long. RefSeq names its product protein bric-a-brac 2. Gene Ontology annotation, molecular function: protein binding. Lineage: Eukaryota; Metazoa; Arthropoda; Arachnida; Ixodida; Ixodidae. The transcript is spliced from 3 exons. Bases 166 to 1539 code for a protein of 457 amino acids. Gene Ontology annotation, biological process: regulation of transcription by RNA polymerase II. The record is from RefSeq and is a predicted model, not a curated record. Gene Ontology annotation, cellular component: nucleus.
GGCGUUGGUGGCGUCUUUUGGAGCGACUCGAAAUUUUUCAGUGUCGCUAGGGGCAGCGAAGAAGUAUGCCGCCACCUCGGUGAGCCGCGCAAGCCGGACGAAUGCAAGCUACUAGUCCAAGUCCAAAAUAGUUCCGUCGCGGCUGCACAACAAGACGGGGUCAAGAUGGGGUCCCAGCAGUUCUGCCUCAAGUGGAACAACCACCAGUCGAACAUGCUGGUCGUGUUCGAGCAGCUGCUCUCCAACGAGGCGCUGGUGGACGUGACGCUGGCCUGCGAAGGCCACUCGCUCAAGGCGCACAGGAUGGUGCUGUCUGCCUGCAGUCCCUUCUUCCAGGCUCUGUUCGUGGAGAAUCCUUGCAAGCACCCGAUCGUGAUCAUGAAGGACAUGCGCUACAUGGACCUCAAGGCCAUCGUGGAGUUCAUGUACAAGGGCGAGGUGAAUGUCUCGCAGGACCAGCUGUCGGCGCUACUCAAGACGGCCGAAGCGCUGAAGGUGAAGGGCCUCGCCGAGGUGACGGGUGAUAACAGGCACGGCCUGGUGAGCGUGGACGGUGCCGACUCGAGGACUAUAAGCACGGCGCGCGCAGACUCUCCGACAAUGUCCAAACGAAAGAGGGGACGACCACGAAGACGCUCUCGCAGUGACUCCAACAAGAGCGACUCUGAGGACCAGGGCGCACCACCGGCGACCCGCAUUAAGACACCGGAGUCUCCCGAGGUCAUCGAGGACGGCAGCUUGUCGAGCGACCGCGUGACGGCCGUGGCUGCAGAGUCACCUGCGGCGGCGCGAACCUCGUCGGGAGCUGUUUUGACGGCGGUGUCUUCGUCGUCCGCGAUGGUGGUGUCCAGUAACAAAGUGGUGGAGGGACUACGUGCGUCUGCGCUGGCGGCCAACAACUCGAUGUCGUCGCAGCAUACGAUAGAUUCAGUGGGGGACGACACGGGGGCGGAUGGGGACGACGUGGACUUUGAGCCGUCGAACCUCAUGGAACAGUCGAUGACCACGGACAACGUACGUAGCGUUCACUCAGCCGUAAGCGUGCGUGCACUGUUGCGUGUGCUAAUUUUUUUUUUUUUUUUGGCUGUGCAGGUACCGGUGUUCGCGGACGUCGCAUCAUCAUCAUCACAAGCGGCGGCGCUAGCGUCGGAAUCUCAACAGUCCCAUCACAAAGCGUCUACAUCAGACAUCCCUGCACUAGUUCAUGUUCCCGCCUCAUUGCCUUCAGACAUUUCAAUCUCCAGUCAACUCGACAUCAAGCCAUCUCCGUCUAGCUUAGUACCUCCAUUUGAAGAGCAGGCCAUCGUCCCCGUGGUUCCCCCGCAAGCGGCAGGCUCUGCGGACGGUUCGUCGAGCGCCAUGAUGAUGGCAUUUACCGACAUGUCGGGCGUGCCGGCCAUCGCAGGGCCCUCGAACUACCACCCGGACAACCAGCAGCCUACGCCUUCCCACGGUACGUAUUUUGCCCACCCUCCCCCUCCCCUCGAAACUCCCACUCCCUUCCUAAAGGCCACCCGAUUCCUCCCCGCAAUAUCGUGACGCCUAAUGUGCGGCAUCGUUUGCGGCGACGAGCGGUGUGGGCCGCAUUUUGCCACUGCUGCGAAGCGUCCUGGCCCAUUUGGGUGUGCCUGCUCGUAAUCGGCAACAGCACUACCUCGCAGCGGUGGCUUAUGCUCCCAUUUGCUAAGGUUUCAUUCAGGAUGUUCUAAAUGCUUUAGGGAACUGAAUAGGGUUUUACUGAGUUUGUGUGCCUUACACAUGUCUGUACAACCACCAUUGUAUUACACGAAAAGUAAAGGACUUUGCUCGCUUGUCCCCUAUUUUUUGUGUCUGGUGUGUUGUGCGAGUUACUCGUCGGCGCUUCGCGUUGUCAAGACGUCGCAAGUGGUCCUGGGUGCUUGCCGGCGAAGACUGCUGCGGCCUUUUUCGCGUGUUGCGUCACGGUCGGAGGUUUCGCGCCUGUCUGGACUUCGAGGCGACUUCUCUGCGAGCCUGGGUCUACUCCAACCUCGUCUGCUGGUGCGGUUCGACUCCAAGCACUGGCUUCGUCUGCUAGCGCGGGCUCGACUCCAACCGAUCGCGUUGCGUACCGCGUUGUCGGCAGCACCCGAAGAUUUCGUCCGGUGGUGAGUAUGCAUUGCUUGUCACUCUUUACCUCGUAGCUUGGCACUCCCUUUUUUUUUUUUUUUUUUUUUUUUUUUUAGUUUAUGUUUGUAAGCGAUUUCCUUAUGGUUUUAGUUGGGCAAUGUCUCGGUUUCUUUCUGUACUAAACUUUGCUGUAACCUGUAUGAAUUAAAAGUUGUGCCUUAUGCUUUGUCUUUUGCAAGUUCCCUCUGUAUGAAUGGUGACAUGGUGCAAGCGAAUUGCUUGAGACGGGUGCUUGUGUUUGCAGUUGGGUGACUGAUGUGUGGCUGGGGGACAGACACUACCUACGGUCGCUUGCUCCAAAUCCACGACGCUACACACAUUGGGGUCACACUUGGUACAUUGGGCAAGGAGAUACGGGGUCACUCUGGUAACCUGCUACACAACAUGCGCCGUAUGUAAGGGGUCACUCAAGGGUAAAACACUCCAUGAGGGUUGGUGGGUGGUGCCUAACGCUUUGGGGAUGGGUGCUCCGAUGCUGGGGUUGGGUCUCUGCAGCGGCAGUUGCGGCUUGCUGCCGUCUUGGAAUCCUGUCCAGUGUACCUGUGGUCCUGCUUGAUUUGGUGAGAUUUCGUCACUUGUGUUGUUGUUUGUGUCUUCCCCUUUUUUCUUUUUGUUGACGGAUCCUUGUCGUGUUGCAGGGGAUUCGUGGCCGCCAGCAGUGAAGCGGGCUGUCCUCGAUCCAGUCUUUUGAAGCUUACUGUGAAGACUACUAAAUCUAGCUCCAUUUUAAUCUUAGUGCAGUGGAAUUUAAGAUAAGUAGAGCCCUUUGGGCAUAAAUUUGGUUUUUGCAUUUGUAUAAUUGUAGCUAGCUUAAACAUGGAUGCCAGUGUGCUGUUAGAACCUGGUUAUGUAAUAAACUGUUUUUCACUUUA